UAAUCUAAUGGCGUAAGAUAAUUUGUUUUCGUUGUCACCUUUCCUAUUUGUCUCCUACAAAUUUAGUUCAUAUCCAAGCCCUUGCUCCUCCUCUUCCUGUUUACCCGUCUGGAAGGGUGAAACAUAUUCCCAGCUGUUUUCAAGAUUCAAUAUUGUCCACCUCUUAUUGAAAUUCACGUUCCAGAACGCACAUUAAUAUUUACAAUUCACAGGCACGCACGUACUGUAUAAUACACAGGUAGAUACACGCACAUAGGAAAAAAGGCGAGUCAUAAAGUUCAUUCCAGCGAUGUCGAAUAUAUUCUCUUUACGGAACAUGUUGUUUCAACAGAGUGAAACAAUCGAAUAUGCGAGAAUAUCGGAAAAUAUCAUGCUGAAGAAUCAUCUCCACGUGGCGUACAUGCGCACAACAUGAAGCGAUCCGCUAUUACGUUUCAUUAUUCGCAGACCGCUGUGCGCUUUAAUUUUUACGUGUAUUAUCGCUCGCAAAUCCUCCCGGCGAUUCGACAGAUUGCAAGUUUGCAUUUUUAAAGCGACAGCGACUUUCCCUAUGACCCCGCACGGUCUCCAGUAAUAUAAAAUUCAACGGGACAUGCACUAGUAGUUCGCUUCUUAUCCUACAACAAUUUCUUUCCUCAAAUAAUCACCCAAGCGAUUGUUGUAUAUUACCGUGUGCCUCGCGUAUAAUAGUUUUCGACCGGUAAUUGCAGUCGGACGCUAGUCGUUUCGGGCAUAAGCGACACUUUGUUCCCGCUGCCUCUGGGAUGUCAAUUAGCUCUACGUAGAAAGUGUUUUUUUACGGUACAGUAUAGCGCUCAGCUAAGCUCUGAGAGAUUUUGCGCGACCACGUGACUUGUAGACGCGCCGAAUCAGGGAAGGUUCACGACGAAAUAAAGCUACGAAGUGCCACGAAAACAGUAUUUCAGAAGUGAGCUUGUAGCUGUGGCAAUUAUCAGAAUUAAUUAUCAGGUGGUGCGAAUGUAGAGGAAGCCCAGGAAAGAGAAAUAAUGUUACCUACGAGUACCAUCGACGGCCCGAUGGGAUUUACUCUACGGUUGAUCGGUAUCUGGCCGGACUGCUUGUGCAAAAAUUUGCUGCCUAUUCUUUGGACCAUAGUGAUGUUGGCUUCGCAAAUUUUUCAAUAUUGGUAUCUUUUCACCCACAUUGGCUCUGACACCUUGAAUGACCUUGCACACUCUUUGAGUCUGUGCUUCUCGAACAGCCUGCUGUUUCUGAAGUUGAACAUUCUUUGGUGGAACAGACGUAUUAUUUUCGACAUUUUUGCGACAAUGGCCGAAGACUGGAACAUAUGUACAUCGAUUAAUUUAAAGACUAAAAUGAUAAACAAAGCAAUUUUGUCCCAUCGAUUUUCGAAAUGCAUCAUUGGUGCGUAUACGAUGCCUCUACUAUUAUUAGGGGCAACUAAUAUACUGAUUCAGAAGAGCGCGAGCUUUGAUCAAGCCGAUGAGGAAAGGCAGCUUUUCAUUCAAAUGAAUCUGCCGUUCGUGUACAGCGUGUCGCCGACUUACGAAAUUGUCAUGGUCACUCAAUUUCUUCUGCAAUACACAUUAGCGCUCAUGGCGGGAAUGUUGAACGUUUUUAUUGUGACAUUAAUCCUCCAUAUUGCCGGUCAGAUCGAGAUAAUGUGUCAGAGAUUGCUGGAAAUAUUGGUAGCCGAAGAUGAGUAUGAAUCGCACAUAGCUACAUUGAGAGCUCUCGUGAUCAAACAUCAAAGGAUUAUUAUAUUUGCGGACAAUAUCGAGAAUGUGUUCUGCUAUGCGGCGCUAUUACAGUUUUUGUCAAAUACGCUCGUUAUUUGCUUUUUAGGAUUCUGGAUUGUAACUUCGCUCGAUUCCAACGGAGUACUGAUGACGGCCAUCUCUUAUUACGUCAUCGUGAUCAUGGAAGCGUUUAUACUUUGUUAUAGUGGCGAAUACUUAAGCUCGAAGAGCAGGUCCCUAACUGAGUCCGCAUACGCGUCGCUCUGGUACGAAUUGAAACCUGCUCAGAGCAGAAUGCUGAUGUUGUUGAUACUGAGAUCGCAGAAGCAGUUGACAGUGACAGCUGGCAAAUUCGUCGAUUUAUCUCUGGAGAGUUUCACAAGCAUCAUAAAAGCAUCUGCGUCUUACGUGUCAGUGUUACACGCCAUGUACUGAAACACAAAGCUGUCAAGUGUGAAAUGCAACUUGACAAUAUAUCCCUGAAAUGAAAGUUUUAAUUAGUCUUUAAUUAGGAAAGUAGGAGAAAUUAUAAAACAAUUUUUAAGAGAA
Harpegnathos saltator (Jerdon's jumping ant) is the source of this 2270-nucleotide messenger RNA. RefSeq names its product odorant receptor 82a-like. The record is from RefSeq and is a predicted model, not a curated record. The transcript has 6 exons. NCBI's taxonomy places the organism in Eukaryota, Metazoa, Arthropoda, Insecta, Hymenoptera, Formicidae. The coding region runs from base 1008 to 2156 and encodes 382 amino acids. Gene Ontology annotation, biological process: detection of chemical stimulus involved in sensory perception of smell; sensory perception of smell. Gene Ontology annotation, cellular component: plasma membrane. Gene Ontology annotation, molecular function: odorant binding; olfactory receptor activity.